AUGCUGAUCCAAGAGUCCCACAAAGAUGUGCCCACAAAAGCCGCAGGAGAAGGCUCAAUGCGCAUCUAUCUCUUCCACCCUACCAUACCCGGGUAUCCAAAUGCGAAGUUCCCAGGUGUGGUGGUCUUUUCUGAGAUCUAUCAAGUGACGGGUCCCGUAGCCCGAUUUGCACGGCAGAUCGCAGGGCAAGGCUACAUUGUGGCCGCACCCUCCUCCUACCACGAAUUCACCGGCCCUGAACCAUUAGCCUACGAUGUACCCGGCACCGACGCAGGAAACGCGUGGAAAAUAGCCAAGAAAGUUGCCGCGUACGAUGAAGAUGCAGAGCUGUCUGUCUCCCUCCUUCUAGGUCUCAAAACGUGCAACGGGAAGGUAGGAGCCACGGGGAUGUGCCUGGGAGGACAUCUCGCCUACAGAUGUGCACUAGACCCUAGAGUGAAAGCGGCAGUUUGUUAUUUCGCGACAGACAUCCACAGCCACAGCUUGGGCGAGGGGAAGAACGACGAUAGUCUUCAAAGAGCGGGAGACAUCAACGGCGAGUUGGUGAUGAUCUUUGGAAAGAGUGACAACCAUGUGCCGCCUGAAGGUAGGGAUCUGAUACGCAAGACAUUGCAUGAAAAAGGCGUGGACUUUUCAUUCUACGAGGUCUUUGGAGCCCAGCAUGCUUUCAUCCGGGACGAGCUCAGUAAGGGGAGGUACGACCCUGCAAUCAGCAAAGUCUGCUUUGAGAUGCUGCUGGAGGUCUUCGGAAGACGGCUGAAAUUCGAUCUGGGAGAAGCAAGUGGAGAGAAGUUGGUGAUCGAAGAUGUCUGCUAA
Molecule: messenger RNA, 816 nt
Organism: Exophiala aquamarina CBS 119918
Lineage: Eukaryota; Fungi; Ascomycota; Eurotiomycetes; Chaetothyriales; Herpotrichiellaceae
Product: carboxymethylenebutenolidase
Exons: 3
Coding region: 1-816 (271 amino acids)
Molecular function (GO): hydrolase activity
Source: RefSeq, a predicted model, not a curated record